Daktulosphaira vitifoliae (grape phylloxera) is the source of this 2044-nucleotide messenger RNA. Its product is annotated as protein yellow-like. Lineage: Eukaryota; Metazoa; Arthropoda; Insecta; Hemiptera; Phylloxeridae. Gene Ontology annotation, cellular component: extracellular region. The record is from RefSeq and is a predicted model, not a curated record. Bases 473 to 1771 code for a protein of 432 amino acids. The transcript has 6 exons.
ACGAUACAGAAUAUUUAGGAUAACUUCAAUGAUGAAUUACAUAUUACCUAUUACGUGACAGUCUAGACAAGGAACACUGAUGACCGCAACCUUGCAGAGUUUUCCGGCUGUUCCGGUCGCAGUCUUUUAUAUGACCUAAAUUGAAAUGAUAUUACAGUGCAGUCAUUAAUUAAAACAAUUGGCGUGGUUGUCAUUACUUCGCGGGAGACUGGCGUACAUGAGACUAGCCACCACCCAACUACAGCCGUAGUCUUUGUGCAUUGGCAGUUCCAUAACUAAUGCUCUUUGAACCGGUCGCUUCAGAGUUAGUCUUAUGGACUCUGUUCGUACACACGUGCGCCUUGUAGUGGAAUAUGAAUGUGAGUGCGGUAUAUGUAUGAAAUCUGUGUAAAAUCUAAGUGAACGCUUAAAUAUUUUUCUUCAAAAUAUCAAAAGGAUUUUUCAAUUUUUUUUUUUUUUUUUGAAAAAAACUAUGUAUAUAAUCAAGGCUUUUGUGUCAUCGUUGUUGUUGGUGUUUUUGUCUUUAGCGCCUUCAACUCUAUUAGCUAACUUACAGAUGGUAAACGAGUGGACUACACUCAGGUACGAUAUACCAUUCAACUAUCCCAAUGCAGAGGAGUUUAAGUCUGACGUCGCCAUACCAACUGGAUUUGAAAUCGGUUGGGAUAGAGUAUUCUUAACUACUCCUAGGCUUUUCAACGGCAACCCAGCUACUCUUGCAUGGAUACCUCGAAAUAGGGUCGGGAUAGCUUUUGAUACCCAUAAAUCACCUUUGUUACAGGCGUAUCCAAAUUGGGACUGGCACAGUGAAGCGGCCAGUGAUAGUUUAUUGAAUUCUCCCAGGCCUAACUGUUCUGGUUUAGUGUCUGUGUUCAGGGUAAGAGCGGACAGAUGUAACAGGUUGUGGGUAUUAGAUAGCGGUGUGAUGGAUAGCUUGGAAACUUUCAGUACAGUGUGUCCUCCAAAACUAAUGGUUUUCGAUAUGCGAACAGACCGUAUGAUCAGAAGUGUGAUAUUACCCCCUGAAAUUUUGAGGAAAAAUACUCUUUUGACCAAUUUGGUGAUUGAUGAUCAAACUGAAAUAUCACAUCUUCAAGAUGGUUUCCUUGGAGACUGUGACAAUGUUUUUGUUUACAUGUCGGAUAGUACUAACCCUGCUAUCUUAGUAUAUGAUGCCAGAAGAGAUACUGCUUGGAGAUUAUCGCAUCCAUACAUGUUUCCUGAUCCUGACUUUGGAAUUUUCAACGUAGCUGGUGAACCUUUUACUCUUAUGGAUGGAAUAAUUGGUUUAGCAUUAUCUCCUAUUGGUUCAGCAGGUCGUCGUUUAUAUUUCCAACCAUUUGCUUCAGACCGUCUAUUCUCUAUACCAACUUCAGCACUUAAGGCAGGUCCCAACUUGGGUGAUGAUGCUGACCUACCUGUUUCCUUAGUAGGCCAUAAGUCAUCACAAGCUGCACCUCUAACCGUUGAUCCAAAGGAUGGUGCUCUUAUUUUUAGUCCAGUAUCUGAGACAGCCAUUGCCAGUUGGGUUCCUGGAUCCGUAGAACAUGGUGUGUUGGCGUAUAGUCCGGAAGAGCUUCAAUAUGUAUUAGAUAUUAGAUCAGCUGAUCGAGAUCAGAGUGCUAUUUGGUUAAUAUCGACGAGGCUUCAAAAGUUUGUCAGGAAAACUUUAGAUAAACGGGAAGUUAACAUUAGGCUAAUGAGAAUAACACGAACGCCGGAUAUCCCAUAUGGAUUCAAUAACAAUAAUUCUCUGUUGUUGUUUAAAUGAUCUUUAUCACGUGCCACUAAAAAAAUUCUUCGCUUAAUUUAUUGCUGUUUCAUUUAAUUUCAAAUAAUGAUAAAUGGUACCUGAUAAGUUUUAAUUCAAACGAUACCAAUAGCAAAUGCCAUUAUUAUUUAUUAUUAAAUAAGUUUAGUUUGUUCAAAUGAGAUGUUAUAUGAUUUAGCUUUUUUUAAUAAAAUUGAGUCAAAAAAAAUAAAUAUUAUAAAUAUUUUAGAAGAAUGUGAUGUAGUAAAAUACAAUUUUAAGAAUAAUAUCAAU